Molecule: messenger RNA, 2669 nt
Organism: Linum tenue
Lineage: Eukaryota; Viridiplantae; Streptophyta; Magnoliopsida; Malpighiales; Linaceae
Source: the annotation of a GenBank genome assembly
ACAACAACAAAAAAGACAUUUCACAGCUUCUGUUUUCUGCCGCAAACGCCACGAGAAGGGGUGUCGGUGCCCUGCCCUCUGCCGCUCAUCUCAGUAGCUGCCAGCUCCUCAAUUCCACUCUUCAUCGUGUCACCUCAUAAGCUUGGAAUCAAUAUCGAUCUCCUUUUUUUUUUUUUUUGUGCGUUUCAAUCUCUCUCUCAUAAAAUUCCAUUUCAGUUGCCCGCCGGACCUGUCCAUCUGGUCGCCGACUCCAGAAAUGAAUCCCGAGUAUGACUAUCUGUUCAAGCUCUUGCUUAUCGGGGACUCUGGAGUUGGCAAGUCAUGUCUCCUUCUCAGAUUUGCGGAUGAUUCGUAUCUGGAAAGUUACAUUAGCACAAUUGGUGUAGACUUUAAAAUCCGAACUGUGGAGCAAGAUGAGAAAACAAUUAAGCUCCAAAUUUGGGACACUGCUGGCCAGGAAAGGUUCAGGACAAUUACUAGCAGCUACUAUAGGGGAGCACAUGGCAUUAUCAUAGUUUAUGAUGUGACGGAUGAGGAAAGUUUCAAUAACGUUAAGCAGUGGUUGAGUGAAAUUGACCGCUAUGCAAGUGAAAAUGUAAACAAGCUCUUGGUUGGGAACAAGUCUGAUCUCACUGCUAACAGAGUUGUGUCUUAUGAAACUGCCAAGGUAUACUUCAUUUCACCUGCAACCUGAUUGUGUUAGAGAGAGAAAGGCAGCAACCAUGACCCUUGACCUUUUUUCAGCAACUAUGGCCCUUAAACUUUUUUCCUGCGCUUUCAAAAGGCAUUUGCAGAUGAAAUUGGCAUUCCUUUCAUGGAGACUAGUGCGAAAAGUUCAACCAAUGUUGAGGAGGCUUUUAUGGCAAUGUCUGCUGACAUUAAGAAGAGAAUGGCAAGUCAGCCAGCAUCAAAUGCUGGAAAGCCAUCAAUCGUGCAGAUACGUGGACAGCCAGUUGACCAGAAGUCUGGCUGCUGUUCGUCUUAGUUCGCAUUUGGUUGGCGACUGGCAACAACACCGCAUGUGCAGGAUUGGCUUCUUACUAGUAGUAGCCUUGAUCAUAAUCCAUUCCCUAUAUUAGUCCAUCACAAAAUUAUCUCUUUUCUGUUCAUCUAAACACGUCUGCUGUUUGGUCGUCCUGCGUCUUGUUCCUUGUUCUUGUUCAUGUUCCCUUUUCGUUUUGUUUGGGUCUAACUGUGAAGGCCAUGUACAAAAGAUUCAGUAAUGGCAUUGUUCUUUUAUGUCAAAAGCCUUCCAUGCUCAACAUUUGGUAGCUUUCUCAAUCUCAUCAGACAUUUCAUUGCAUCACGCCAGAACUAUUAAAGUUUCCGUUGAAUGCAAAAACGUUAUUGGAAAAACUAACCUAUAUAUACUUUACUCCUACAUGCCACUCUAUUCCUACUGCUGUCAAAAACUAAGAAAAGAAUGAAAAAAUUUAGGUGCCUUCCCAUUCAUUGUACACUAAUUGCUCCAGGGGGACGAGAUGGGAUAUCUGCUGCUGCUGCUGCUCCUUGUGACGAGGCUGACUCAGAAGAUGACUCUCCAACUUUCAGCUCCAGCUUCAGGGGAUCUUGCUUCUUACUUGGCGAAGCUGACGAAACCUGCUGCGAGUGUGCAAAACUCGACCUUGGCCAUGGUAUUCCUGAAGGGUGAGCCACGACAGGCAAACAACCUGGAAAAACUGGAGGGGUAUAGUAAACCAAACUCGGGUGGCACAUGAAGUUCUGCACAACAGGUUUGGAAGCCAGAAAGUCCUGCAUACAUAUUAGAGAUGUCAAACUCAGCAGAAUGGGUUGAAUCAUGUUUCAGUGUUGAAUCAGGUACUCAAUCAAAAUCCUUGCCAUGUAAGGACCCGGAUGGAAACUGGAAAAGCGAGCAGUGGUGGUUGUGGCUGGUUGAAACUUGGGAUAACUCUCUAUGCCCAGAUGUGGAAAUCUGUUGUUGUUGUUGCUGUUGGCAAUCCGAGUUGAAGGUGGCGUUGGCAAUGGCAGUAGGGUUUCGGUUACCUUCUCGUUCUCGGAUUGCGGAACACUUGCCUGUUGGAUAGAGUACGUUCUCGGUGUCUUGAUUACUGGAGCCAAAUCCUGAGACCCCAAAACCGCGGAUGAUGGUGAAGAAGGUGAUAUCGAUGAGGAAGAAGAAACAGCGUCGAGGGUCAUGUCGAAGAGGCUGGAUCUCCUCUUCCUUUUGUCGAUCGAAGACCGUCUCAGGAAAUACUUCUGUGCAUGACUCGCAACCUGCGUCGGAGUUCUGGUCGUCACAAACUUCUUGGAGAUCCCUCUCCAGUCCCCUUUCCCAAGCUUUCUCAAUCCCGCCAGAAACACCCUGUGCUCUUCCUCCGUCCAUGGCUUCCCUUUCUUCCUUUCGUGAGCGGCCGCCUUGCCACGCUUGGAACUGAGGUAUCCGUCGGACAGAUACCCUGCCUCCUCCACCACCGCAUUUUGGCCAACGGAGCCGUUGAUCCAUGAGUCCAGAUUCCCCAUGCUGGCGCUUUUCUUCAUCAUCAACGCCGGCUGAUGUUCCGGUGCAGCCAACUUCUCGACGAUGUUGACGCCGAACAGCUUGAUUCCGGCGGCAGGUGGCUUGGCAGCGUUGCACGUCCUGGAGUUGUGGCCAUUGUGGCCGCAGUGCGAACACUUCCUCGCACUUUCCUUCACCAUUGUUUUUUUUU